ACCCUUUGACCUUUGCCUUUGGCCUAUGAUCCAAAGUGUAAACAUUACUCUGAAUGCAUAGAACAAUCUAGUGACAGAACUGAGAAAGUGCUUAGGGAAACUAAACAUAUCUUUUGAUACAAAUUAUUACUGAAACUGAAUACACGGUUAAGGUGAUUGAUACCAUGGCUUUGUCAUUGAAUUUGUCACCUUCUACAGUUUUAGUCACCGGAGCAUCUCGUGGCCUGGGGCUUGAGUUUGUAAAACAAUUCUUGAAACUACCAGUACCGCCCAAAAUUUUGAUUGCUGGUUGCAGAAAUCCUAAUACUGCAGAAAGUCUCAAGAAUAUUGCCAAUGCUAAUCCUUCUGUGAAAGUAAUUAAAUUGGAUGUCCAGAAAGAUGAAGACAUUGAAAGAGCUUCACAGGUACCACAGAAAAUUGAGUUUGAGAAAAUUUGCGAUAUUUAAUUAUUCUAAUUCUAAUAAAUAUAAUUAAUAAUACUUUACUAGAUUUGGCUAAUAUUAAGGAUGGCUGCCACGGCUGCGUCUUUUGUGUGUUUAUUAAAUAAAUUAUAGUUGCUUGAAGGAUUGAUUUAGGGUUCAGGUUAGGCAUAGGGAUCGAUUUAGGGUUCAGGUUAGGCAUAGGGAUCGAUUUAGGGUUCAGGUUAGGCAUAGGGAUCGAUUUAAGGAUACAUUUGUGAAAUUCUAUAAAAUAGUGGCAGUCCAUAAAAUUUACCCUAGAUUUAAUUUAAUUAAUGAAUAAUUUUGACUAAGAGUAAGACUAAUGACUAAUGAUAAUGACCAAUACUAAUACUACUAAUAGUAAUGGCAAUGGUAUUUAGUGACAUAUUUAAUUUAAUGAUGUUUGUUAUAAUUAUAUAUUUAUAGUAUAGGAUUGUUUUUUAUCUAAACUUUCUAAUAGUAUACUUUAACUUUAAACUGUUCAUUUCACGAUUCAUAGUGAUCCUCUGAGUUGACUAAUACUAAUGUUUAGGACUGCAGGUGUCCUUUUGUGUUCUUCUUCUUCUUCUUUAUUUUAAGGGCCCACGAUCAAUGAAUUGAUCAUUCUGGCUCCUAUGUUUCAGAGAGGUUUGCGAUGUUACUGUCCAUGGGUUUCAAUGGGAUACUUCACUGGUUGCAAGGGCGACUCAGCAGUGGUGUUAUGAACUGGGGGUUGGAAUACAGGAGGCAAUAGACACAAAUGUAUCGAGUGUAGCCGCCUCAACUGUUGCUUUUGGAAGCUUGUUCCAGUCCCCUAUUGUCUUCGGCAGGAAUGAGGAGCUUCUGUACUUCGUUCUUGUUUUUACCAGCCGGAACUGUUUGUCGUGACUUCGUCGCAGUCUGGGGGGAAGAUUAACGAGUUUCUGUUUGAUUCCGGAGCAGUGCACCAGUCCAUUUGUUAUCUUGUACAACAUGGUGAGCCUGGAUAGUCGUCGUCGUUCUUCCAAUGUCGACCAGCCCAGUGUUUCCAGCAUGCUGCCAACACUCGAGGUGCUUCUGUAGCGGUUCAUGACAAAGCGUGCUGCCCGUCGCUGGACCGCCUCCAACCUGUCUAUGCUUUUCUGGGUAAAUGGGUCCCAGACUGUAGAAGCAUACUCUAAAAUAGGUCGGACAAAGGCUUUAUAGGCUUUUUCUUUCACGCUUGAGUUGCCGAUCUUCAGAUUGCGCCUUAGGAACCCCAGGGUCUUGUUUGACCGGUUGCACACACUGUUAAUGUGCUCGUCCCAGCGGACCUCUCUUUGGAUGGUAACACCCAAGUACUUAACGGAGGAAACUGGCUCAAGAAUAUGGCCAUACAGUUCGUAAGAGUGGUUUAGAGGUAACCUGCUUCUGGAGACUGUUUCAUUCAUCUGCACCCUGGGUAUGUCUAACUUAAUAACUGAAUUUAUAAUGAAAACUGUAACUGUACUAUUUCUAUUUCAGGAGACUAAAUCAAUUGUUGGGGAUUUGGGCCUGAAUUUACUAAUCAACAAUGCUGGCAUCUUAGACAGAGAUACUGGCAGUCUCAUAGCAACAACUAGGGAGAGUCUGCAGAAACACUUUGAUGUCAAUGUUACUAGUAAGGCUUCAUAUAUAUCCCUUGCUCAUUUUAGUUAUUUAAUAGUUGAUUACACAAGUUUAAUAUUUGUUUUUCCAGUGGUUAAAAACCCCACAAACCUUUGGAUUUAUUGCAAGCAUAAAUGCAUUUUAAUCUUGCCUCGUUUUUUUUUCUAUCUAGUUAAAAAGUUGGAUCGAUCUGACUACAGUUUGAUAUUUUUGCAUUGGUUAGAGUCCACAACAGGGUUUGUCUAUGAUAGAAAUUAGUUCUAUAACUAAAUUAAAAACAAACAAGAGAAAUCUUUUGAUCUAAUUUCACAAUUUUGUUGAAGAAAAAAUAAUAUUUUUGCUGGCAAUAAUUAGCAUGCACCAUGUCUAAGAUUUCAGCAUCUGCUGACAGGAUUUACACAGCAAUAACAAUAUUUAGAAACUCUCUUUUCAAAAAUGAGAGAUAACUUAGAUAGUAUUAAUUUAAGAAAAUGAGGCUUGUAAAAAUGUUCACCUUUGAACAGGAUUGAGUGGUAAUAAUCAUUGACCGUUGACUAAGACUAAAAAGGAAUCAUGCCUAUUUGUACUACUAUUUUUUAAAAAAUUAUCUGAAGUUUAGGCAAUAUUUUCUUUUUUGUAAAAUUUUGAUUAUUUUAUUCACUAGGUCCAAUAAUAGUUGUGCAAAAGUUUCUCCCCCUUCUUAAUCAAGCAUCAGCUUUGAUUAAGUCAAAUGAGCUAAGUGCAAGCAAAGCAUGUAUUGUUAUGAUUUCUGCAGCGUUGGGAUCACAGAAACUCAUUGCUGAUGGAACUUUUGCUCAUGCUAACUGGACCCCCUACAAGUACGCUAUGCAAUUCAUUUUGAAUCUACCUUUUUCCACUGCAGAGCUAAGAGUUUUAAAAUAAAACUGUUGUGCUCUAAUUCUAAUUUUACGUUCUUCGUUAACCCCCUUUGAUUUUCUGUGGUGUAUGGAUUACUGUCCUUAGACUGUCUUAGCAAAUUGCUUAGCAUUACAAAUCUCCCCUGUUUAUAUUAUUAGUGAAAACUGCAUUUUGUCAUUUGAUUGAGCAAUGAAAAUCAUAGGGACACUUGCAGUGGUUUGUACUUGUUUUGGUAAGUUUCAGACAUUUUUCAUGACCACCAUUAUUUUCUUCAAUUUUUCAAGGGCUUUUUUCCUUCUCAAGAUUAGUUUCUCCACUUGUCCUAUUGCUCCAGAAGCAUUCCAUCUAUAUCCCUACUACUUCAUGAUUAUAAGAUUGACACACUACCUUUUUUGACUGCAGUGGUUCUCAGGAUCAUUUGCAGGGGCUGCUAAAAUUAAAAUGCUCAGGAGGUUUUUAAGACAUUGGGAUCAAUGGUCCCUUUAAGCUGCGCGGCCGUACACCUAUCUCACAGCCGCUGCGCAGCAGUUUUGAGUAUUCGCGCAGCAAAUUUCCAUUUAAGUGUGUUUGUGGGCUGUAAAAUUUUGCACACAAAAAAAUUGAUGCUGUAAAACUUUGCAUACAACUGUAUGAUUUUGCACACUAACCAGCGAACCUUAGAGGGAACAUUGAUUGGGAUUACUGUAGAAGACUCGGGUGAAUUUUAAAGAAAUGAAAAUUAUAUAUUUAAAAUGUUCAGGCGCUUCAGGAAACAACAGAUCUUUGUAAUAACUUUAAAACAGAAGUACUAGCUGCUGUUCAAUUUUUGGGGUGGGGGUGGACUAUCCGUUAGUUAGAAAUACCCAUGUAAAAUUAACAAAACAUUUUGUGUGGUCUAGGAAGGAAAAAAUGAAAUUAAAUAAAACAUUUGAAGAAUGCUCUACUUUUUAUUUUUCUGUCAGUUGUUCUAAAACUGCCUUGAACAUGGCUACUAUCAUGAUAUCUAGAGAAGUCAGGGAUUCUGGGAUAUUGGUGAUUGGCCUGCAUCCUGGCUGGGUCCGCACUGACAUGGGUACUGAUGAGGCACCAAUAGGACCUGAAGAGAGUAUUGCAGAUUGUCUAAAAGUCAUUAGUGAAGCAAGAGAAGAAAGCAAUGGGAGGCAACUUGACCUUAAAGGGAAAGUCCUUCCAUUCUAAGAGUUUGCUCCCUUUAUUUAUCCUCGCUCCUUGGCAUGGUGAAAUAACAUUUCCCUCUGAGCAUUUAAAUGCUAUUUUGUGUAAAAUAGUUGUGCAGAAUUAUAGUGUAUUUUAAUUAAUAUCAGCAAUAUUUAUGCUUAAUUUUUUUUAAUGUUAUUAUAUUCGGAAUGUUUACAUUCUAAAGGACAUUCAUUUAUAAAAAAUGUGAUCUUUAUUGAUUAUCAGUAUUUUAUUGAUGUUUGAUCAGGUUUUCAGAUCUGACAUGUUUAACACAGAUUUAAAAAAAAACCUGUUGAUUGUUAAUGUAAAUUCUAGUUCAUAAGAAAUAACCAAAGAUGUCAUUUUAUUUAAAUUUUGCCUUAAAUCAAGCUUUAAUAACUUAAACAUUAUGCUAAUUGUAUUGUGAUAUUGAUUUGAAUAUUGCAUUUUGAAAUGUUUUCAGAGUGCCAAACACUUCAUGCCAAAAUGUUUACAAUUAUUAAUAUUAAUUAUUUCAAGCGAGGCAGUUGAUUUGGAGUCAAACCUUUUUUUAAUAUGGUUGUAAAAUUUUUCUCCAACACAAUUAUGAUUCUAAGAAAAUGUAUCAUGCCUAAGUCAGAAGCCCAAUUUUUGUGAUGUCAUUGUCAUGAUGGGAAUUUGUACCGGUACACUAUAAGGUACCAUUUCAUGUGUGUGCAUGCUACACAGGCUGGUACAAUGACUUGUGUGUGCCCGCAACAUUGUCUGGAAUCUUGUCAUGAGACUGCCUGCUAGAACAAGUAAUUGCCAUAUAUGUUUAUUUUAAAGUUAGAUAAGUAUAUCAUUUAUUUUCAUAGACAGUGUGCAUGAAAAUUAUGCCUUGUCAGCAUCAUUCAUAUUUUUUUGAUACUCUCGACACAGAAAGUUUUUGAAAAUUGUUUAUUGGCUAAGUUACUUUGUUUAUUUAAUAGAUAAUCGCUUUGAAUUUUUUCACUAUAAUUUGAUUCUUGAUAAUUAUUUUUAGAUAUCAAGUGAAACAUUUUUCACAAGAUCAUUCAUUAAGAAUAACCAAAGACUAAUUAGGUGUAACAAUAAUGUUUUUAGCCUGAAGAGAUUUCUUUGGACCCAGAGGGAUUUGUGUUUUCAGUUUGCAAUUUAAGUUGUUAAAAGCUAUUGUCAGAAUCAGCCUCAUGCCUCUCUUUAAAAAAAAAAAAUAGUAUGAGGUUUUCCUUUUACAUAUAAAAAGUAUAAAUUAACCAGAUAAAUACUCUGUGAUUGGCCAAUAGAAACUACAGGAUACAUUCUUCUCUUUUUAACUGAAGAGUGUACACCCUUUUCUCUUUUGGCAUGAAUAAAUUUAACCUAAAUUUUGAUACCAGUAUUCAAAGUGGAGUUUAAAACUCAGUAAAAUAUACCCUCUGUAAAGUUUAGGAAUGCACCACUAAGAAAUAAAAAUGUUGGAGAUAGAUAAGGGCCUAAUGACUGUAUCUUAGACUAGGAAUUCAAUUUUACCAUUCAUCCUUUACACUUCCUACUUAUUUUAAGGAUAGAAAAAUUGAGAUCCUGUUGAGAACUCUUAACUACUUACUUAACUCUUGCAUUCUAACUCUGUAACCAAUUAUAUUCCAAUGUAUUGGUUACAAGUUUUUAUCAUUUCCAAAUUUAAUCAGUUUCUUUUCUGUGCUAUUUUAUGUCAUAUAUAACUCAGCAAUCAUAAUAUAAUUUCUUCACAUUAUUUUCUUCCUUGUUUAAAAAACAAAUUAAAAUUAAAGUUAACAUUUUCUGUUUGUGGGGUUCAUUUAAAA
This is a messenger RNA of Lymnaea stagnalis (great pond snail), 5821 nucleotides long. Lineage: Eukaryota; Metazoa; Mollusca; Gastropoda; Lymnaeidae. The record is from the annotation of a GenBank genome assembly.